Macroventuria anomochaeta is the source of this 3708-nucleotide messenger RNA. RefSeq names its product ras guanine-nucleotide exchange protein-like protein. Gene Ontology annotation, biological process: positive regulation of GTPase activity; Ras protein signal transduction. Bases 1 to 3708 code for a protein of 1235 amino acids. The record is from RefSeq and is a predicted model, not a curated record. Gene Ontology annotation, molecular function: guanyl-nucleotide exchange factor activity; protein binding. The transcript has 2 exons. Gene Ontology annotation, cellular component: plasma membrane. NCBI's taxonomy places the organism in Eukaryota, Fungi, Ascomycota, Dothideomycetes, Pleosporales, Didymellaceae.
AUGAGUGACCACACCAUGGAUUCAGAAGAAGUGGAAAGGUACUCGAGUGAUAUGGUUGCGCCCCUCAACAUCUCCAAGUCGCCCAGGAAGUCGCGCACCAGCGUCUUUGGCCACAGUCGCCAGUCGUCUUCACGAGCGCUCUCGAUACGGUCACAGUCACAGCCGCAGAUAUCUCCCCCAUUGACACCUACAAUGGCCGGUGACUCGACGACACAACAGCUUCCAGCACAGCCAGUCUUUCACCAUUACCUGCGCGCCUUUUACCACUACGUCCCAGCUUCCACGGUAUCUUCGUCGACAGAUGAAUCGUCGAUAACAGUAGCAAUCAAGCAGGGCGACGUCAUUUUGGUACAUUCAGUACAUCCCAAUGGGUGGGCUGAUGGUACAUUGCUUGGAUCUGGAGCACGUGGGUGGCUGCCCACUAACUACUGCGAACCAUACGACCAUCCUACAAUUCGCAACCUACUCAAUGCAUUGACACAUCUAUGGGACCUCGUUCGUGAUGGCGAAAGUGGAAAUCUUGUUGCCUUCACCAAGCAGGACUAUGUUCGGGGGAUGAUUGCUGGUAUACGGUUCUUCCUGGAAAGGACCGAUUGUCUGUCGAGAGACUCACAUCUAAUCGUGGCGCAUGUAGGCCUGCGGCGUAUGCGAAAAGGGCUUCUUGGCGAUCUGUCGACACUUGUCAAGACUGCGAAGAAGCUGCAAGAAACAUUGCAAAUGAACGAGGAUGCUGCGUCAGUAUUCGAGCUGCUGGAUGAGCUCGUACUUAAGUCUUUCAAGCUUGUGACACGAGCGGUCCGAUUCCUCGACAUCUGGGCAACAGACGCAGUGUCGCUGUCAUUUGAGCUGAACGACAGGAGCCCUCGACGACCACUGACACCGCCGGUCGACUCUGCUGACACUGUUGUGCUACCGUCAUCAGCGCCAACUCUAGCAGAGGAUGAUGGCUCACUGACCAAUGGAUGCGAGUCUCUAGUCACACAAGCGCCCGUUUUAGCGCACGACAACCUGGACUCCACCACGACCCAGCCAACACGGAACCUCAACCGGCUUUCUGUUGCAUUUUCCAUACCUUCCGAAUCAGACUCAUUCCAAUCCCCCAUACUACCUGCUCAGCCCCAGACUCAAGCCAAGAGGCUUUCUGUCACCCACCGACUGUCGUACACAGGAGCAUCGCCAGGUGCUCGAAAGGAGAACCUUGCCUCGGAACGACUGAACGGUGCUCAAGACUCGUUCUUAGGGUUCAUUGGAUCCUUUAUUGGGUUGCAUCUACAAUCGAGGUCUUCCGAAGAGCUGGCUCAUAUUACCCAGCAAUCCGUCGUCGCCUGUCGCCAGCUACUUAUCGUUGUCGAAGAAGUAUGGGAACGCGACUCAAGAAGGUCCAAGGCUUUGGAAGAGACACGAGACGUCAUGUACUUGCGACUUACCGAGCUAGUACAAGCUACCAAGGACAUGUUCAAUUCCUCGGACGCCGACAUGGAUGAGACAGUCUUUACGCCAAGCUCUGGAAAGCAGCUUGUCUCUGCUGCUACUAAUUGUGUCCGGUCUGCCGGCGACUGUGUCACUAAAGCUCGGUUGGUCGUUGAAAAGAUCGGGGACUUUGAGUUCGAGGCGGUCGGUGUAGGACUGUCGCAAUCAAUAUUUGAACAGGUAGAACCUACUGAGCCUCAGGAGGACCUCGAUACGACACAGAAGAUACCAGAGCCCAUCAUGGAGACUGACAAGCCUCUGCCAGCACCGCCAACUGAAGAACAAGAGGUAUUGGCACCUUCAGUAACGUCGGAGUUGAAACCACUGCCGGACGUUCCUGAGCAAUCGCCUUCAGAAACGGAGAGCUUAGAGUUGCCACCCACCAUACCUGCGGCGGUUGCGGAGAGCCUAGAGAGCCCGAUGGCGCUUUCUUUCACGUCCUCGUUGCAGCCUCUUAACGAAGACCAUGCCAUCACUUCGGAUCAGCUCGCAACAUACGAACCCACUGGAAGUCCUGCAGGUGCCGCGCAACCACCGACCACCAAGGCCACUCGGAGUGACAGCGUCAAUGCUUCAGUGGCGGACUCUAGCAGCACGUUUCAUUUCAGCAUUGGCAAUGGAAGCGUCGUCUCUCACACAUCCACUCGGGCUACUACUCCGGAUCACAUGCCCUCCAAGAAGCAGAGCCUUCAAACUCUGAUCAGCAGCUUCGGUAGCUCUUCUGAGCUUCGAUCCCUGGUGAGCGAAGAUGUCGCCGCUGGUGAGGAGCACUUGCUGGAAACUACCUACGUACACGAGCUUGUGUACAACAAGGAAGGUCAGAUCUCUGGCGGCUCUCUCCCUGCCCUUGUGGAGCAACUCACGACACGUGAGUCUACCCCGGACGCCGUCUUUGUCACUACCUUUUACCUUACCUUCCGCCUCUUCACGACACCAAUAGAACUGGCACAAAGCCUCAUUGAUCGCUUCGACUACGUAGGUGACAGCCAGACAGUUGGCGUUCCAGUUCGUCUCAGGGUCUACAACGUCUUCAAGGGCUGGUUGGAGAGCCACUGGUCAGCUGACAGCGAUUCGACAGCCCUGGGCUUGAUCUUGUCUUUCGCGACUGGAAAGCUCCGAUCUUCUUUACCGGCCGCAGGUAAACGUCUUGCGGAGCUCACCUCCAAAGUCACCGAGGUUCGCGCUGGAGCUCUUGUACCCAGGCUUGUCUCAUCCAUUGGCAAGACUGGCAUUUCGAACACGAUCUUCUCAUCCAACGAUAGCAAUUCGCCAUCACCAAUCGUCACCAAGAGCCAACUCAAUGCUCUCAGAUCCAGCAAAGAAGGUCGUACGCAGUGCAGCAUUCUGGACUUCGAUCCCAUGGAGUUGGCCAGGCAAUUCACCAUCAUCGAGUCCAAGCUGUUCUGUGCAAUCCAGCCAGAAGAGCUUCUAGCCUUGGAGUGGACUAAGAAGAGUGACUCGAAAGCCAUCAACGUCAAGGCAAUGUCAAAAUUGUCGACUGAUCUGGCCAACUUGGUCGCAGACACGAUCCUCCACCUGGAAGACGCAAAGAAGCGAGCUGUCAUAAUCAAGCAUUGGGUUAAGAUUGCCGCCAAGUGCCUUGAGCUGAACAACUACGACUCGCUCAUGGCCAUCAUCUGCUCCCUGAACUCAUCAAUGGUCAUGCGCUUGAAGAAGACGUGGGAGCUUGUCUCCGCGAAGACCAAGGCUCGCCUGGACGAACUCAAGACUAUCACUGACGUUGGGCGUAACUAUGCUGUCCUUCGCCAGCGACUACAGAAUCAUGUCGCACCGUGCAUCCCCUUCGUCGGGAUCUAUCUCACCGAUCUUACGUUCGUCGAUGUCGGCAAUGGCACUACCCGUCAACUUCCUGGCGAGUCUGGUUCUGACAGCAUGUCUGUGAUCAACUUUGACAAGCACAUGAAGACAGCCAAGAUCAUCGGCCAAUUGCAAUCGUUCCAAGUGCCUUACCGUCUGGCUGCCGUUCCUGAAAUGCAGGACUGGAUGGAAACGCAGAUCCAACGAGUGCGAUCGAGCGAUCAAGCCAACGUUCAAAGCUACUACCGCCGCUCACUUCUUCUCGAGCCACGAGAGCUUCAACAUUCUAUCCGAGGUUCCCCAUCUGUGGACAACAGUGCUCAGAGCACUUUCACGGUCGAGAGCCGCGCUACCUCGAGGGACAAAUUCGAGUUUCUCAACUUCAACUUCUCCACAAACAGCCUGAUGAAGGGCUCAUAG